AUGUCGUCGACAGUAGCCACUACCCACCCCUCGCUCUCGGUUGUGUCCACCCCGCAAGCCCCAGCUGCUAUCGGGCCAUACUCACAGGCAAUCAAGGUCGGGGACCUGUUGUUCUGUUCGGGGUGCAUCCCUCUGGACGCGUCUACGAUGCAAGUCGUCGAGGGGGGUGUAGUGGCGCAGACUGAGCAGGCGCUGAAGAACCUGAAAGCUGUCGUUGAGGCGGGAGGAUCGGAGUUGGGCAAGGUUGCUAAAACUACGGUGUUCUUGAAAUCGAUGGAUGACUUUGUGGCUGUCAAUGGGGUUUACGCCAAGUUCUUUGGCGAGCAUAAGCCUGCGCGGUCGGCUGUGGAAGUCGCGAGGUUGCCGAAGGACGUCCUUGUUGAGGUUGAAUGUAUUGCGAGCUUGAAGUAG
This is a messenger RNA of Laccaria bicolor S238N-H82, 411 nucleotides long. RefSeq lists its product as uncharacterized. The record is from RefSeq and is a predicted model, not a curated record. The transcript is spliced from 4 exons. Lineage: Eukaryota; Fungi; Basidiomycota; Agaricomycetes; Agaricales; Hydnangiaceae. Bases 1 to 411 code for a protein of 136 amino acids. Gene Ontology annotation, molecular function: deaminase activity. Gene Ontology annotation, cellular component: cytosol; mitochondrion.